GAAUGAGAAGUAGCAAUCCUAUCUACUCCACAGCCAACUACACCGAUGUACAACUCAAGGAACAGGGCAAUUGUCUUUUUGCGGCACGCAAGUACGAUGAUGCCAUCAAGUGUUAUACCAAGGCAAUUAUUAAAAAUCCUGAUGUUGCAACAUAUUUCACCAAUCGUGCCCUGUGCUAUCUGAAACUGAAGCGAUGGGAUCUAUCUUGUCAGGACUGUCGACGAGCACUGGAUAUCGAACCGAAUAUGUUGAAGGCCCAUUUCUUUGCCGGCCAAUCGUUAAUGGAAAUGGAAUUGUACGAUGAGGCAAUAACACACUUGCAACGAGCCUAUGAUUUGUCCAAAGAAUUGAAACAAAAUUUCGGAGACGAUAUAACAUCGCAGUUGCGGCUGGCACGCAAAAAACGUUGGCGUGCCCUGGAAGAGAAACAGAUAUCGAGGGAACUUGAGUUGCAGUCCUAUGUAAAUCGUUUGAUCAAAGCGGAUAUGGAUAAACGUUUGGCCAAAUUGUCUUUGGAGGAAGUGGAGCAGGAGUCAUCGCAACAGCAGAGGGAUACGAAUGAUGAUGAUCUAAAAUUAAAAGAAAAGCAGCAAGAAAUUGAACAAAAAUGUGAUGACUACAUUAAAGAGGUAAAUAAUCUAUUUGCCAAGGUUGAUGAACGGCGCCGAGAACGUGAUGUACCCGACUACUUGUGUGGCAAAAUAAGUUUCGAAAUUUUAACCGAUCCCGUAAUAACACCAUCCGGCAUAACCUAUGAACGUAAAGAUAUUGAGGAACAUUUACAAAGGGUUGGUCACUUCGAUCCGGUGACACGUGUUGAAUUGACGCAGGAACAGUUGAUACCCAAUUAUGCUAUGAAAGAGGUGGUCGAAGCAUUUAUAGCGGAAAAUGAAUGGGCUUUGGAUUAUUAGU
Musca vetustissima is the source of this 912-nucleotide messenger RNA. Its product is annotated as E3 ubiquitin-protein ligase CHIP-like. The transcript has a single exon. The record is from RefSeq and is a predicted model, not a curated record. Gene Ontology annotation, biological process: positive regulation of proteolysis; cellular response to misfolded protein; proteasome-mediated ubiquitin-dependent protein catabolic process. Gene Ontology annotation, molecular function: protein-folding chaperone binding; ubiquitin protein ligase activity. Gene Ontology annotation, cellular component: cytoplasm; Z disc. NCBI's taxonomy places the organism in Eukaryota, Metazoa, Arthropoda, Insecta, Diptera, Muscidae. The coding region runs from base 3 to 911 and encodes 302 amino acids.